Messenger RNA from Plasmodium gaboni, 503 nucleotides. RefSeq names its product putative EMP1-like protein. The transcript has a single exon. Gene Ontology annotation, cellular component: membrane. Lineage: Eukaryota; Apicomplexa; Aconoidasida; Haemosporida; Plasmodiidae. The record is from RefSeq and is a predicted model, not a curated record. Gene Ontology annotation, molecular function: host cell surface receptor binding. The annotation marks the transcript as partial.
ACUGAAGAAAAUUUAGAAAAAAUAUUCACACAAAUAUAUGAUAAAUUAGAAAAUGGAAAAAACGAAAAAUAUAAAGAUGAUAGUGCCACUAAUGGUGAACCAAAAUAUAAAAAAUUACGUGAAGAUUGGUGGAAUACUAAUAGGAAACAUAUAUGGAAAGUAUUAGUCAAAGGCGCAGCACCAACAAGUACUCCACAAUGUUUAAAAGAAUUCGAAAGUAGUCCUCCAGAUAUUGAUUGUACCCCCCAAUUUCUGCGCUGGAUGACCGAAUGGGGAGAACACUACUGUAAAAAACAAAAAGAGGAGUAUGAGAAGGUGAAAGAUAAGUGUACGAGUUGUACUGCCACUCCUGCUACUGGUGGUGGAACAGCAACAUGUGAUAAGGAUAAAUGCACACAAUGUCACCAAGCGUGCAAUAAAUAUAAAGAGGAAGUACAAAAAUGGCUAAAUGAUUGGACAAAACAAGAAACAAAAUACCAAAAAUUAUACACCCAAGCAACACA